Messenger RNA from Thermochaetoides thermophila DSM 1495, 255 nucleotides. RefSeq lists its product as uncharacterized. The transcript has a single exon. NCBI's taxonomy places the organism in Eukaryota, Fungi, Ascomycota, Sordariomycetes, Sordariales, Chaetomiaceae. The record is from RefSeq and is a predicted model, not a curated record. The coding region runs from base 1 to 255 and encodes 84 amino acids.
AUGAACGCCUACACCUCCUCUCCUACAACCUCCACAACCGCCUCCUCAAGCCAACAAUCCCCCGUCUCGUUGAGCAGUAGUAGCGGGGGUGUCGCGGCCCUGAACAAACUGGUCCCGCAGCCGCCCGCCACACAAAGGACUACAUCGAGCAGCACGGAGCCGUACCUCAGAGACUUUACGCUGGUCGCAGAGGCGGCGAAACGAGCACAGAUGGCGGUAUUGAUGAGGGAUUUCGAGGGGAUUGGCCUGUCAUAA